AUGGAAUCCGCAACGGCGGCCGUCCGCAGCGCGUCGCUCGCGCGGGCCCGGUCCGCGCUCGUCUACGGGGGCGCGCGCGGGGCGCGCCGCGUCGUGGGCGCUGGCCCCGCCGCCGCGCGCGCCCGGCGGAGGGCGCUCGUCGCCGUAGCCUCCCACCACCAGGAGCACCUCGAGCCGCUCCCGUCGCGCGUGCAGGAGGGCGGCGCCGUGGCGGUGGCGACCACCCAGGCUGACGAGGCGGAGAUCCAUGCGAAUGACGCUGCGGCGGCAGCGGCGGCUGCUGAAACCUCGUCUCCCCAACUGGGUAAGACGGUGCGUGUCCGAUUUGUACUGCAAAAGCAGUGCACGUCCGGCCAGAGCGUCUGCCUCGUCGGCGACGACCCUGCGCUCGGCCUCUGGGAUCCGUUGAAUGCGUUUGCUUUGAAGUGGGCGGAGGAAAGCCACGACUGGAUCUUAGAGAAAGAUUUACCGGCCAACAAACCGAUUGAGUUCAAGUUCUUGCUGCAAGAUUCCACAGGGAAGUUGCAUUGGCAGGAUGGGCCGAACAGAAGCUUUCAGACAGGUGAAACCGCAAACACAUUGGUUGUGUUUGAAGAUUGGGAUGAUGUGAAGAAUCAGAGAAUAGCAGAAGAGGAGGGAGUGGCGUCUACUGGGAUAGAGCAAACUGUUGUUUCAAAUGACAGCAAAAGCAGAAAGGAUACUGUUUUAGAGGAUGAGCUCCAAGCGGAUGAUAAUCGAGUCAAAGAAGAUGAAUCUGUUGUUGCCAAGGAGGACAAGGAGCCAGCGGUUGGCACAGAUGCUUCUGUUCAAGUAGAUUGGGUGAAGAGAAACGAAGCUAACCUUCAAAAGUCAAUGCUGCAGGAGGAAAUGGAAAUUCUAGACGAACUUCUUGGAAAAGAAAACAUGAAGAACAGCAGUAUUUCGAGUACUGAUGAGAAUUAUGCUGAAAAAACUGGAGGAGAUAAUAUCUUGUCUGAGGAUGGUGUUCCGGUUGAGAAUGGGUUGGCCACUGCUUAUGAACAUGAUUUGCUUUGGGGUUGGAAGGCCCUGCAGCAGCUGAUGAUGAGCCUGGGCUUCAAAAUGGAUACAACAUGA
This is a messenger RNA of Miscanthus lutarioriparius, 1095 nucleotides long. The record is from the annotation of a GenBank genome assembly. Lineage: Eukaryota; Viridiplantae; Streptophyta; Magnoliopsida; Poales; Poaceae.